Molecule: messenger RNA, 10513 nt
Organism: Loxodonta africana (African savanna elephant)
Lineage: Eukaryota; Metazoa; Chordata; Mammalia; Proboscidea; Elephantidae
Gene: ZKSCAN1
Product: zinc finger with KRAB and SCAN domains 1
Exons: 8
Coding region: 474-2165 (563 amino acids)
Biological process (GO): regulation of transcription by RNA polymerase II; urogenital system development; embryo development
Cellular component (GO): nucleus
Molecular function (GO): DNA-binding transcription factor activity, RNA polymerase II-specific; RNA polymerase II cis-regulatory region sequence-specific DNA binding
Source: RefSeq, a predicted model, not a curated record
UGUGACUCAUUGUGUCUGUGUCGAGGCGUCGGGAGGGCCUAGGUUUGUGUCCGGCGCCCUUCGGCCGACCUGAACCCCAGAGUCAGCUCCCCUUUCUCGCCCAGCUCCCCCGGCCGCCCCCGGGGCUCACGCCCCCCCUUGGAGUUCUCUGGAUCCUCAAAGAGUAAAAUGCGAAAGACAGAGAUAUGGACACGUUUUGAGGUGCCGCAUACGUGUUUUCAGAUCACCUGCUUUUUCUCACCCCAACCCCACUACCUAACGGCCUUCAGUCACAGUGGAUAGCAGAUGAAGCUGCAGGCCCAUUCCUGAGUGAACAGUGGUCAUCCUUCACAUCCUUCAUUUUAGAAAGAUUACGUGCAAGGAAGCCCUUCCUUACGCCAUGUGUUAGCUGCAGAUAUUUCAGGAGUAGUACAGAAACAACUAUCAUAAAAUAUCUCCAAGGACAGCGCGGACCCUAUUUGGAUCAAGUCUGAAUGAUGACUGCUGAAUCAAGGGAAGCUACAGGUCUGUCCCCCCAGGCUGCACAGGAGAAGGAUGGUAUUGUAAUAGUGAAGGUAGAAGAGGAAGAUGAGGAAGACCACAUGUGGGGGCAAGAUUCCAGCUUGCAGGAGACGCCUCCUCCUGACCCAGAGAUAUUCCGCCAGCGUUUCAGGCACUUCUGUUAUCAGAACACUUUUGGCCCUCGAGAGGCCCUGAGUCGACUUAAGGAGCUUUGUCAUCAGUGGCUACGACCAGAGGUAAACACCAAGGAGCAGAUCCUAGAGCUCCUGGUGCUGGAGCAGUUCCUUUCCAUUCUGCCCAAGGAGCUCCAAGUUUGGCUGCAGGAAUACCGUCCAGAUAGUGGGGAGGAGGCCGUGACCCUUUUGGAGGAUUUGGAGCUUGAUUUAUCAGGACAGCAGGUCCCUGGUCAAGUUCAUGGACCUGAGAUGCUCGCAAGGGGGAUGGUGCCUCUGGAUCCAGUACAGGAGUCUUCCAGCUUUGAGCUUCAUCCUGAGGCCACCCAAUCACAUUUCAAGCAUUCUUCUCGGAAACCCCGCCUCUUACAAUCACAGGCUCUCCCUGCUUCCCACGUUCCUGCCCCUCAUCAUGAGGGGAGUCCCAGAGACCAGGCGAUGGCAUCUGCACUGUUCACAGCAGAUUCCCAGGCAAUGGUGAAGAUCGAGGACAUGGCCGUGUCCCUCAUCCUGGAGGAAUGGGGAUGUCAGAACCUGGCUCGGAGGAAUCUCAAUAGGGACAACAGGCAGGAGACUUAUGGGAACGUGUUUUCCCAGGGUUGUGGAAACAGGAAUGAGAAUGAGGAGUCAACUUCAAAGACUAAAAUUGCAGAAGAUUCAGCAUCACAUGGGGAAACAACAGGAAGAUUACAGAAAGCAUUUGGAGAAAAACGUGAGCAGCAGGGCAGAAUAACAGAAAAGCAGCAGAGAAACUCUGAGGAGAAGAAUGGAAGAGAGAAGAGAGAUUCGGGGCCAGCUACAGCCAAGGGGAAAAAACCCACCACAGGAGAGAGAGGCCCAAGGGAGAAGGGUAAAGGAUUGGGAAGAAGCUUCAGUUUGAGUUCAAACUUUAAUACCCCUGAAGAAGUUCCAACAGGAACAAAGUCUCAUAGGUGUGAUGAAUGUGGCAAAUGCUUCACAAGGAGUUCAAGCCUUAUUCGCCAUAAAAUAAUCCAUACUGGAGAAAAGCCCUAUGAAUGUAAUGAGUGUGGGAAAGCCUUCAGUCUUAACUCAAACCUUGUCCUACAUCAGAGAAUCCACACAGGAGAGAAACCUCAUGAAUGUAAUGAGUGUGGCAAAGCCUUCAGUCAUAGUUCAAAUCUCAUUCUACAUCAGAGGAUCCACUCUGGAGAAAAACCUUAUGAAUGCAAUGAGUGUGGGAAGGCCUUCAGCCAGAGCUCAGACCUUACUAAACAUCAGAGGAUCCACACAGGGGAAAAACCCUAUGAAUGUAGUGAAUGUGGGAAAGCUUUUAACCGAAACUCAUACCUUAUUUUGCACCGGAGAAUUCAUACCAGAGAAAAACCUUAUAAGUGCACUAAGUGUGGCAAGGCCUUCACCCGGAGCUCAACCCUUACUCUACAUCACAGAAUUCAUACUCGAGAGAGAGCCUCUGAUUACAGCCCAGCCUCCCUUGAUGCAUUUGGAGCAUUCCUGAAAAGUUGUGUGUAAAGGGAGAAUUUGUCCACAAGCCAUUUUCCCCUUUUGUUUCUACAAUUAUUUCAGAGAUGUAUGCCCAUAGAGGAAAAAAGAAAAAACCAGCUUCAAAAAUUAAAAAAAAACAUCAAAGUCACACUUAAAGGAUCCUUAUAGUUACAUCAGCAGUAUUCUGCCUUUGUGUAGACUGGGGGCAUGUAAUUCUUCCACACGCCCCUGCAGGGAAAACGUAGUCAUGCGGAUAACCCACAUGAUAUUCCCACACAAGAUAAAAGCACGCACACAGUAAAAUCUCAAGCUUUCAGUAGCAAGGAUACCUUUAAGGCGCCACAACCACAGCAUAUGAUGUGAAAGUCAUUAAGAUGGGCUCCAUGAAAGUGAUAGUGGGAUUAAGAAGCUACUUGCUGCAGACAGGCCCUACUUGGCCAACAUCUUUCUCAAAGAGGGACAGUUUAAAAAUUACAUUGGGACAUGCUGCUCAAACUAGUUCUAUAUACAAUAAAUUAUAUGUGUGAUCGCUGGUAGCCUACCAAAGCUAUAGAAAUCUAGGACGCUGAUCAGUAUCAAACCAAAGGUUUCUAUCUCAUCCUGCAAGAGGGGGUAUGCGCACCAGUCUACAGUUCCAAAAGACUGCAACCAAUGUAGAUGGUUCUAUCCUCAUCACUGAGGUAAAUUCUACUGAAAUGGCAACAGCAAUUCGAAACAAAAACAAUUUCCCUUCUUGAAAUCCCUAAAGCACUAUAGCACUCCGCAAUGCAUUUCUUCGCAAUUUAGCACUUGAUCGUACACUGUCUUUUAAUCCUUAAUUGUUUCAUGUAUGUAAGUUUUUAUCAACCCCCAAAAGAGAUGCUUCAGUUGUCAAGGGAUAUGUUUAUAUCCUUCACAGCAUUGAACAUGGUGCUGCACACAUAAGAGGCACUCAUUAUGAUUGACUUCCAACAGCUUUCACGUUUCUGGUAUAGUCCCCUGAAACAUGGUAACCUGGCCCAACUUUUGACGAGUACCUUCAGUGCCAUGAGACAUGCUAACACUCCAGGGUCUAAUGCUAAUUUUGUCCUAAAUAUAAAGGGAAGAUGCUGGUUAGCUGCCUGCAUAGACUCUUUCUAAACAUGGAUCAGUGAGUAAAUACCACAAAGUGGCAGAAGUGACUCCAUUGUCACCAUCUUAAAAAAUAUGAACAUUGACUAAGGCCAUUUUUCCGACAUCUUUUUAUAGCAAAGAUUUUAGCCAGAAUUCGCUUCAGUCAGCUGUGAACAACGUGAUGAUUUGGGCACUUUCUGAAAAUUUGUAACUGUAGACAAUACAGUUCAGAAGAUACUUUUUUUUUUCCUUUUCAGAAAAUGGAAAGUUGUAAGGAGCCUUUUUUCCACACUUUUCUAGAAACUUUGCAGAAGCAUUUGACAUCCUUACUGGGCAAUUAGUGAAUAUGUUUUGUUGCUCUGUGAAGUUCACCAGCGUAACAAGAUGUGGUUGGUUGUAUCAUAGUCAUAAUGCACAGUGUCUUUUCUGUUUCUCAUCACUAAAGACUGAGGUGAAGUUAAAAAAAAAACUAAUCUUCUCCAUCAUCUGAGCAGGAGGAUGCGGUUGGCUGUCUAGAAGCUAAUACCGGAAACUUUUCACAUAUGCACAGGAAGCUCAAGUAUCAUGGGCGAUAUAGGUAGUCAUCAGGUCUCGAGUAGAGAUGACUGCUCAUGAAGACAAGCAGAUGUUAAUGGGAAACCCUGAAGAAACUUAGAAACGUAGACUGAUAACAAACCUGAAGACUGUCAUGACCCCAUAACUGGAGAACCCCACAUAUCGUCUGUGAUUUUCCCUUAAGAAACAACUAAAACUAUCACUUAUCAGUUGUUCAAUGACCAACAACUAAAACAUCCACGAGGCAACAUGGCUUCAUGGGAAGCCAACGAGGUGGGGUUGUAUGUGGUCUCAAGGUUCAGACCAGACUGAAGUUCUGCACAGCAGUAAUUCUUUGGCUUCAUAACUUAAACCAAACACAACUUCCCUAUAGCUUCCAGGCAGUUUCACCGUUGUUGUCUGGAAAGCCUCAAGUAGUAAGUCAACUGGUUACCAGACUAUUUCUGUCCAUCCAAUUUAAGAAAAACAGAAGAGAUACUCCAAAAGAGUACACCUAAGUAACUUUUUAUAGUAAAGUGGAGGUAGAAGAAAUACUUCAGGGAUUUUCUUCAAAGAGUAAGCCACAGUGAUGGUUGCAUAGAAAAUGGCUGCUGUUUUUGAGUAAGGACCUUUGCCUGCUAGGAGGCAACUGAAAGAGCAGGGACAUGCAUGUUAACUCCAGGCACCGGUCAAAGCACUGACUCCCCUUUGUUCUUAGUAAGAAAACAACUUCGGUCGGUCCCACAUUGGCCUUUUUGUUUCCUUUCUUUUUUUAGCCACAGCUAUAUGCUGACAUAAUUCAUCUGUAUUUGUCUUUUAAAUGAAAGUUAGUUAAAUACAACCAGUGUCCCCCACAUUGAAUUCCCAUCUUAUUGGGGCAUCAUACUGACUGUGGGCUAGCCACUGGGGCUGCUUUGGAUCUUCAGCUGCUGCACUGCAUGAAGAAGCUGUCUGAAGUUGUAUUUCUGAGAAAAUCUCAGGCUGCGCCUGUUUAUUAAAACUGUUUGCGUUGCAUUUAUUAUCAAAUGCUCAGUGCAAAGUGUAAUUGGGUCAUGGUCAAAAAAGGCCUGCAACGCCUAAUCAGUGCUCGGGAUAAUCAUUCAAAAAUUUUGAAGUCCGUUAACAGUUUUAAGGACUCUAUAGUUAUUCAUUGACAUGCUAGUUGACCUAAUGGAAGUUUUCAAAGUGUUUAAAAAAUAUACCCCACCCUUGCCAGGAAGAGAAGUAUAAAAUUCUUCAAGUUGUGGGGUACUUAUUUGUUUCUACUCCAGCCUGGAGACAAGGCGAAAACCUGAGAAUACAGAUGUGUGAGGCAUCCCAAUAUGUAAGGCACUUAAUAUUUUAUUAAAGGCAUAACAAUGAAACUGAUAAAUAUGUGCGGAGAUAUGAACGUGUUUGAUACGUGGAACAGCUCACAUAUACGUCAGAGAAUUCAUUCCAGAAAAGAACUUCUUAAAUGUGAUGAAUGUGGCAAAGCCUUUAAUCACACUUCAGUCCGUAGCAUCGAAAAGCUUACAUUGUAAAUAAACUUUAUUAAUGUUCUACGUGAGAAAAAAUUUCAUGUACAACACUCAUUGAAUUGACGGAAAAUGAGUUCCAUCCAUAUAUUUUAAUCAUGUAAUGAAUUUCAGAAACACUGCAGAGGGAGCUCUCGAUCUUGAUAACUCCAGAGGAUCUACGGAAGGAAAAAAGGUGGGGAAAUGCUAAAAAAAUAGCUAAAUGUACAACUUCUUGCAGAAAUUGUUCCUGUAGGUACUUUGUAUACGUUUCAGAUGGCCAUAACGUCAGUGUCUGUGUUUUGUACCUCCAAUUUCUGUUGUUGUUCUGUAAAUUCCCUGUAAACAGGUUAUAUAUUUUAUUUUAAGCUAUUUGACAGAACACAUCACUGCAAAAGAAUGAGUAGUGAAGAAACUGGUGUGGUUAUAGAUGAAAAGUCAGUUCCGUAGAACCGAGGAGGGGGAAAAUGAUAAGAAGCUUCAUAAUUUGAUGCUUAUCAAAUCCAGGGUAGAGAUUAGCAAAUUCAUUAGGAGAGACAAGGCACUAAAAUGGAACAGUUCCUAUAAACGUGUGCGGCUUCCUGAGAGUUUUCUCAUCAAAGCCAGGAAGAGGGGUGAGAGGGGCUUCUCCACUAAUUGAGAGUUGGGAGUGUACUGGAAAGUCCAGUGGGACCACUUAACUUGACCGAUUCCAUAAACCAUAGUCCUGCUGCCCCUACUGACUCAAAUCUUUAUGCUUAGAAAAUUUGGGAUAGGAAAACACCCAAGUGGGCUUUUUCCUGGAAGAUAAGCACAGAUGCAUCCAGUUGCUGGCAUUGCAGGAAGUUUCCCUGAUAAGGCAUAAGAAGCAAUGUGGCAGUAUUUCCUUUGGCUGUGCUCCUAUAUACCUUCCCCAGGUUUAUGAGUAUUAGGAGAGAGAGCUUAUGAAGCUUCACAGCUAUGAGAUUUUUUUUUUUUUAAUUUUUAUCCUAAAGUCAUCUUUAUUUCAGUGUCUAGUCAUUUUAAUCUACUCAUCCAAAAUUAAUCAGGCUCAGCCUACGAUACAUAGUCAUAGAAAACGUGUGUGAAUUGGAUUAACAGUAUUAAUAUGUAGUCAAACAGUAACAGCAGUACUUAGAGGAGCCAUAUUUUUGUGUGUUCAACAGUGAGCAACUUCUGAGAAAUAUUUAUGGAAGGGCUGGGGCUCCUCAUCUAGAAAACUAAAUGAAGCUCUGCAAACUGCUAAGUGAAAUACAGAAUCAGACAAAGGGAAAUUCAGAUAGAUCUUUUCCUAGAAGCAGAUUUCUUUUAUUUCAGUUAACUCUUGAAACAUUUAAGUAAAAGCAUUGUUUGAAAGUUUUCCUAACAUAGGUUUCACUUUUAGAAUGGACACUACAUGUAAAAGCAGUAACUUAAUUUUGCUAUUCAGAUUUUUUUUUUUAAUUAUAUCCGAAAAUGAAAUUGUCUCUUUUUAAAGCUUUGAAGAACAAACUUGAAGUUACAGGGAGGUAAGCCAUCUCCAGUUCUGCAGGUCAAACAAAAAUUUGGGAAAUACUUUUGACAUCCCAUAAUACAGCAUGUCUUAAUGUGACAACUUGGUUUCAUACUGUCUGGUUCUAUUUAAUAUUGGACACCACAAAUCUCAUGCUUUUCUCUGUUAUAAAACAGUGGAAGGUAAAGAGCGGACAUUAGUAGACUUCAAAACUGUGGUCGGUUGUUACUUUAACAGCUUUUUUUAAUCUUUGAGAUUCUUACCGCCAUUUACCAGAUAAUCCUGACUCAUCAUACAGUAAUCAGCAAAGUUAUCUUUAAAGUUAAAUUUUCACCCUCACCAAGCACUCAUUAAGCUGUGAGGCUGGGCGUUUUAAAAUCUAAAGAGUGGUAUUGAAACUUGGAUUUCAUUCCAGUUUCAGAUGGGAGUUUUAUGUUCCUUUGGUCCAGGGAAGGGACCAGGCAGCUGCAGGAGCCCCAAAUCACUUAGUCUCCCAACAAGGUUAGGUGCUUUAGGGGAAAGAGGAAGGAGGGUUGUUAGCAGCCUUAUCCGGCUGAAAGAGAAUAAUAGGGAGACAGGAGAGGAGAGAAAUUGUUGGGGGUUAGUACUAGCUUGCCUCCCCCUUCACCUCAGCCAGUUUACAGCAUUCAUUUGCUCUUUAAAUUUUUAAUCUGCCCUAGCAAAGACAAAGCAUGUUUAGACUUAGAAAUGCUUCUGCUAGUAGCAGGGGUUCUUAUUUGAAAAAUAUAUGAGGAGGGUGGGGUGGGAGGAAGAGGAUUGUGAUUAUUCAGGAAAAUCUUGUUCUAAAAAUAUAUGAGUUUAGAAGUAAGGGAUGGGAGAUGUAAGCAAAAUCAGUAAUUAUUUUAAAGUGACCAUAUGUAUUUUUAUUAACUUUUAGUUAAAUAUAGAUUAUUACCAUCAGGUCAACAUGAUAAGCCUAAAUCUAUAUAGAGAAAGCUAACUCAGGCAUUGUCUUGUUUAUUGUAGACUGGGUAAGACAGCCUUUUCUGUUUUUUUCAGUUCCCUAUUUCUUAGUUUAGAAAAAAUUAGACCAAAAGAAGAAACUUAUCUUUGUAUACCUGCAGAAUUAUUGCUGUUAAAAACUGGGUUUUUUUCAUUUCAGUAGUCUGAAGAGUCCAGAUGCUUGGUAGAUGUUCAAUAAAUGAUUUUUAAAUUAAAUUUGUUCAUUUAAAAUCCUUGUAACCUAUCUAGAAACGUUUCUUUUGAUAAACAAUGGAAUCUUACAGAAAAAGUUUUUUUGCUUGUAUGUUUUAAAGCUAGGGAACUCUCACGUUAAAAAGAAUUUAAAACCUUGAUUGGGGCCUGAAGUUUCAAUGAUAAGAGAAGGGGCAGCAGAAUAAAAUUUAUAGUCAGCGGUUCAUUUUAGGAGACCGAAGGUGUCUGAGAAAGAAAUAUUAGACUAGUGAGGUUGGGGAAGGAAAUUGUGGGGACUUGUAAUAAAUAUUCUCUUUAUGUUGUUUCUCUUCUGGGUCAUGGUAAAACAAUAAAUUAUCAUCUCUAGGUGGCAAUAAAUAUGUUCUUUGUCGUCCUUGGUUGCAUAAAUGCACAUAUUUUGGGUAAAGAGAAAAAUAUAAUUUCAAAGUCAAAAUUAAAAAACCAGAACUGCUCACAAACAAAAUUCUUGCACAAAUGAGCAUUUUUGUGUGUGUGUUUAAGUAAUUUCACAAAAGCUCCCUGUGAAACACCGCCUUACAGCUCUAGGUAGCUCCUGAGAGAGCACAGGAUGGAAAAACCUUGGUUCCCAUGGAAUAAAGUGGUUUUUUAAUUAUCCUAAAGGAUGUAACUUUUUUUUGGACUCUCAUAAGAUAGAAACAUUAAAAUAGCCGUUGACCAAUUUAUGGAAUUUAGAAAACCACUGAAAUGGUAGGUGCCCGUGGGUAGGUGCAGCUUGUAAUCUGAUAAGACCUUCAGAUGAUGACCUUUAACCCAAUAACCUUAUUUUGUUAUUGCAGGAUGUACUGAAACCAACUCAGUUUGGGGUUUUUGUUUUUUCUUUUUAAACAAUUUACUUAUUCACCCUAUUUAAAAACUAGAACAUAGGUACUAAGUGCUUUGAUUUCUUCUUCAGUAUCUUUAAGAUUGGACUACUAUUCCCUGUCCUAGUUUUCCAGGGCUAGGGUGGGUCACUAUGAGUUGGAACUGACUCGAGGGCACUGGGUUUGGUUUUUGCUUUUUUUUUAGGGUGGAAAAAGGACUCCUCGGUGGGGCAAACAGGCGCUCAACUACUAACCAAAAGGUUGGUGGCUUGAACCCACUCAGAGGUGACUCAGAAGAUAACAGCCUGGCACUCUGCUUCUAAGAGGUGACAGCCUUGAAAACUCUAUGGAGCAGAGUUCUCUGCAACACAUGGGUCGCCAUGAGUUGGAAUUGACUCAAGGACAGCACGUUUUAAGGUAGAAUAAACAGAAGUUUAAAAAAAUGAAAAAAAAGCUGGUGUUGUUAGCUGCCAUCAAGGCGGCCCCAAAUCAUGGCAGCCCCAGGUACAAUGGAACAAAAUGCUGCCAGAUAGGUUGUGGAUCAGACCGUUAUGAUCCAUAGGGUUUUCACUGGCUGAUUUUUUUGGAAGUAGAUUGCCAGACCUUUCUUCCUAGUCUGUCUCAGUCGGGAAGCGCCACUAAAACCUGUUCAGCAUCAUAGCAACACACAGGCUUCCACUGACAGACAGGUGGUGGCUUUGAGUGAGGUGCAUUGGCCAGUAAUUGAACCCAGGUCUUACACAUGGAAAGCAAGAAUUCUACUGAACCAGUUACCAGGUAUCCUUAUAACCAAAUCCUCGUUCAGGUGAACUUCAUCCUAUUCUGUCCAGCUUUCUCAGCCUAUCCCGCCUAAGAGCAGAACCUGAGAUAAAGGCAUUCAUGUAGAUGGUUUAUUUUAGAAAAUGAUCCUAGAGAACAGGAGUGAGGGGCAGGGUAAACAGAAGCAGGGAAAGAAGCCUAGUAUCAGGGUACGUUAUUGAACUUGGUCAUGGAUUUAGAUAACUGGGGCAUAAUCUCCCAUGACCUUGUGGGAUCAAUGUAGGUGAUAAAUUACAAUGGAAGAAUAAUUAAGCUUAUAAAAAGGACAAGGAAUGGGGUCUUAAAACCUCAUCAGGAGCCAUCUAAGAUAUAAUUAUUGGCCUCAUCCAGAAUAAAAGAGAAGGAAACCAAAAAUUCAAAGAAGAAACUACAGGACAAAUAGUCGACAUGAACCACAGCCUUAUCUACCCUGAAAACAAAAGAACUAGAUGGUGCCUGGCUACCACUACCAACUCUUCUAAUCGGGGCCACGAUAGGUAGAACCCUGUGGAGUAGAAACUCAAGUUCCUUAAAAAAAAAAAAAAAAAGCCAGGCCUACUGGACGACUCCCUGAGAUACUCUUUAAACCUUGAACUGAAACUAACCCCUGAGGUCAUCUUGCAUCUAAAUAAAUUGACUCAAAAAAUAUCACUAAGCACUGGGCUCCUUGAAAAAAAAAAAAAAAAUCACCUAUAUGAGACAAUUACUUAAAGAUGAGAAUAUAAGGGGGCAGGGAAACUAGAUUAAUGGAAAUGGAACCAGAGCAGAAAUAAUGAGAGUGUUCACACAUUGCAAAGAAUGUCAUCAAUGUCACUGAACAACUUGUGUAGAAAUUGUUAAAUGGGAACCUAAACUGCUAUGUAAACCUUCACUGAAAACAAUAAAAUAUCAACAACAACAAAAAAAGAACAAUGAAGGAGUACAAAGAACUUGGUUGCUGGGAUGAGACCUGGUUUUAAAAUUCAGCUCUGCCACUUAUUAGAAGAU